UCGGAAUCCCUGUCCCCCCCCCCUCAGGUUGGCCUAUUCCCCCCCCCUAGAGUUAAGAAAAACUUGCUGAAGGAAGCUGCUAAAGGGGCUGGGGAGAGGAAGGCUGUAAGCGGGCCUAGUUUGGCUAGGACAGCUCCCCCUAUGCUCUUUCCACUGCGGAGGGAGAAGGCAGGUGGGUCCCAAGAUCCCGUCCCGGGAGGGGUGCAGGUGGAGGAGGGAUGGUCCCUGUUGUCCUUUGGAAGUCACCGGAAGCCUGUGCUGUCUUCAGCGGGGUCAGUUUCCUCACUGGAGAUGGGGGAAGUGGCCUUGGAAAAUAGGUUUGGGGCUCUGUCAAGGGAGGAGGAUAUGUCCAUUGGUCAUGCCACCCCGAUGGAGGAUGAGGAU
Molecule: messenger RNA, 384 nt
Organism: Staurois parvus
Lineage: Eukaryota; Metazoa; Chordata; Amphibia; Anura; Ranidae
Source: the annotation of a GenBank genome assembly